CAAUCAGGUUACAAGGUCUCCUCUCGUCCACUGCAGUCACUCAUUAAUGUCCAGUCAUCUGCUUCCUGCUGCUCCACUCGUCCGUCAGUUCUGUUCAUCACUCUCUCAGUCGUCCACUUGUCCGUCAGACUGUUUUUUCUGAUGGAAGUGAAUCUCUGAAACAUCCAUUAUUAAUAUUAUCAUUUAACAGCUGACGUCUAAAUAUGAACAAACUGUUUUGAAAAAUAUUUAAAAAGAUAGUGAAAUAAAAAGGAGAUUAAAGAAAGAGAGCGAUGGGCUUCGCCGAAUUGCUGGACGAGGUAAAUUACUACUAAUGUAAUCUGAUUACUUGUUUGCUUUAGAUCUGAAUACUGCAGACCAGUAAUAAUUAUCAUCAAUCACUAAUCGGCUGAUGAAAAAAUUGCAUUUAAAAAUCAUGGAUCAACAUUCUGAUGUCACCACUUUAUCAGUCGCUGAUGACAUCAUAACUGUGACUGAUGACAUCACAGUAUCAGCUCGUCUGUGAUGUCAGGUGCGUUUGAUUGCAAGGGCCGAGGUAAAGAACACUUUACCUAGCGUCAGUCAAUAACGAGCAAUCGAUCUACAAUUGGUGUGGCUGUGGCAGACGGGGAAAGUGGUCGUCCUCCAACUAGGAGGUCGAUCCUCACCUGCAUGCCGAAGUGUCCUUGGGCAAGAUACUGAACCCGUCACUGAUGUUGAAUGCACUAAUGUAACUUGCUUCGUAUAUAAGUGUCUGCUAAAUGACAUGCAAAGUAAUUUACUAACUCUCAUCUGUCCGUCUCUCUGUUUUUCUUUCUGUCUCUGUCUCUGUCUCUGUCUCUCGCUCUCUAUCUGUCUCUCUCUAUCAGUCUCUCUCUCUUUCUGUCUCUCUCUCUGUCUCUCCCUCCACGUAGUUUAAGUACAAGAGAGUAGCUGUUAUUGGAUUAUUCAUUGUGCACUAACUCAACACUGCCCCCAUCAGGAAGCUUAUGUGACUGUGACAGUUGUGAGAUGAACACGGACCACAUGUGUGAUUCAGGUGUGUAACAUGUUUACAUGUCCCCCCCUCAUCGUCAUGGUGAGGUGGGCGGGUUCGGCAGGUACCAGUGGCUCCAUGUGACGCUCAUCAGUUUACCUGGUUUGUUGAUGGCAAGUCAGAACCUGCUCAACAACUUCGUCUCUGGAAUCCCCGCCCACCACUGCACCCUGCCGUCCAAUCACAGCCUCUCUAACCUGUCUCACUACCAGGUGGACGAGAAGCAGUUGCUCAAGGUUUUCAUUCCUCUGGACUCCUCAGGAAAUAGACUGGACCGCUGCAGGAGGUAUGUGGAGCCGCAGUGGCAACUGUUAGCCGUUAACAACUCAGCUAAUGUUAGCGAGCUACAGACAGAAGAGUGUGUGGACGGAUGGACGUUCGACCGCUCUGAGUUCCUUGCAACCACCGUCUCUGAGUGGGACUUGGUGUGUGCGAUGCGUCCUCUGAAGCAGAUGAUUCAGACCAUCUACAUGGGCGGAGUUUUGGCUGGAGCCAUCAUCUUUGGCAGCCUGUCGGACAGGUUUGGGCGGCGAUCUAUCCUCAUAUGGUCAUACCUGCAGCUGGGCGUGCUGGGGGGUUGCUCCGCCCUCUCUCCCUCGUACACCACCUACUGUAUUUUUAGGUUUCUGAGCGGGAUGGCGGUGUCUGGCAUCAUCCUCAAUGGAGUCUCACUGAAGGUGGAGUGGAUUCCGACCAAAGAGAGAACACUCGUUGGGACGCUCACAUCAUUCUUCUUCACCUUUGGUCAAAUGAUCUUGGCGGGACUCGCUGAUUGGUUGAGAGACUGGAGGAAGCUGCAGGUCGCCGUCUCUGCACCAUACCUUCUGUUCUUCGCCUACAGUUGGUGGUUCUUAGAGUCAGCCCGUUGGUUGGUUCUUAACCGGCGGUCUGAGGACGCGUUGAAGAGUUUACACAGAGUCGCUCGAAUUAACGGAAAACCAGAGAUUGUUGAAAAGUUAACACUGGAGGUUCUGCACUCACACAUGAUCAAAGAGAUGGAGUCGAGUCGUUCGACGUUUACAGCGUACGACCUCCUGAGAACCAGAACGAUGAGACGCAUCUCCGUCUGUAUGAUGGCCGUCUGGUUCGCCACUAGUUUUGCGUACUAUGGUUUGGCGAUGGACCUGCAGAAGUUUGGGGUGAAUAUCUACCUGAUGCAAAUCAUCUUUGCAGCUGUGGAUUUUCCCGCCAAGUUGUUUGCUCUGGGCAUGCUCAGUUACUGUGGGAGGCGGGUCUCUCAGGCCGUCUGCCUCUUCCUAUCGGGCGCCGUCAUUUUCGCCAACAUUUUUGUCCCCACAGACAUGCAGGUCCUCAGGACAACCUUUGCUUGUCUUGGUAAAGGUUUAACCUCGGCGUCGUUCACCACUGCCUACCUGUACAGUGGCGAGCUCUACCCCACCGUCAUCAGGCAGACAGGGAUGGGUUUGGUCUCCACCAUGGCGAGAAUCGGCAGCAUGGCAGCGCCCGCUGUCCUCAUUCUGGACGAGGUCUUCCCUGCUCUGCCCAGUGUGGUGUAUGGGGGCGCCGCCGUGCUGGCUGGAGGAUUCGCUUGUUUCCUGCCAGAGACGCUGAACAUCCCGCUCCCUGACACCAUCCAAGAUGUGGAGGAGAAUUGGUCUGGAAGAUACCCUGCAACUCGAGAGAAAGAGGGCGUGUCCUUACAAGAGGGGAUGACCUCUGACAACAUCAUUAAGUCCUGUGGGGGCGUGGUCACAAAGAAGGAAGUGACAUUAAAAGAGCGAAAGGAAACAGAAGGGACCGGCCUCAAUGCGCUCUGACCAAUCAGAUGCUGCCGCAUCACACAGUCAGAACAGGCCUGAAGAGUAGGGAGCACUCCUGUAACCAUGGAGAUGUCAAUCUGAGAUCAUUACAGUUGUCACCAUGGUUACUGUAGACAUCCACAGCUGGUAGGAAACAAUGAUUAUCAAUCAAUCAAUCAAUCAAUCAAUCAAUCAAUCAAAUUGUAUUUGUAUAGCCCAUAUUCACAGAUCACAGUUUGUCUCAUAGAGCUUUAACAUGGUGAGACAUCCUCUGUCCUUCACCCUCAGCAAGAGUCAGGACAAACUACUAAAAACCUUUAACAGGUACAAAUACAUAGAAACCUCAGAGACACAUGUGAGGACCCGUCUCCCAGGACGGGCAAAGGUCAACAGAUGUCCAGUGAAGGAGACAUCAUCAGAUUAAAGUUGUUAGCAGCAUUGAUGAGGGUAGACAUCUUGAAGGAAAACUUCAACACUAUAUGUCAAUCAGUCCUGCUGCAUCAUAGUCUCUGGUCAGCAGCCAGCAGGACCAUGAUCCACCAUCCAGACCAGAUCCACUAUAGUCCACAGUCCUUGUCCACCGCCCGCAUCUGAUGCCAACGCAACACAGGAGCCGCCAUUACCACUAUGAUCAACCCACAUGAUAUAGAAUAAUAGGAAACAACAACAACUACGAGACUCAGAGUUGAUGCUGAUAAUGUUUUCAUAACUUUUGAAGCUUUUUAUUAAACUGCUGAUGAACAUGAGGUUUGUGAUGUUCCCUUGGUGACGUGACAAAACAAAGAUACUGACGCAGUUGAAACUAUUACUGCGGCAACCACAAACCUGGACCUCACUUCCUCAGACCAGGACAACACCCUGACCAAUUGGAUAGAAGGACUGAAUCUGAACCAAUCACGAAGCUUUAAUCAGAAAGAUGAACCAGUGAUGAAGGAGGGUUCAGAGGAAACGUGUGAUGAGUCAGAUGAUUGAUUAUCGAUCAGAUGUAAAUGAUGUCGCCAGAGCAUUGCAAUAACAUGUCAACAAAACUAUGUAGAAAUAUUAAUACUGAUGUUAAUAAUCAAUAAUAUAUGUAUGAGGCUAAUAAAAAAUUUUAUUAUCAA
Molecule: messenger RNA, 3878 nt
Organism: Platichthys flesus (European flounder)
Lineage: Eukaryota; Metazoa; Chordata; Actinopteri; Pleuronectiformes; Pleuronectidae
Gene: oatx
Product: organic anion transporter X
Exons: 15
Coding region: 1036-2793 (585 amino acids)
Biological process (GO): transmembrane transport
Cellular component (GO): membrane
Molecular function (GO): transmembrane transporter activity
Source: RefSeq, a predicted model, not a curated record